Molecule: messenger RNA, 1346 nt
Organism: Bactrocera tryoni
Lineage: Eukaryota; Metazoa; Arthropoda; Insecta; Diptera; Tephritidae
Gene: Rpn13
Product: proteasomal ubiquitin receptor ADRM1 homolog
Exons: 5
Coding region: 131-1258 (375 amino acids)
Biological process (GO): ubiquitin-dependent protein catabolic process
Cellular component (GO): cytoplasm; proteasome regulatory particle, lid subcomplex; nucleus
Molecular function (GO): proteasome binding; ubiquitin binding; endopeptidase activator activity
Source: RefSeq, a predicted model, not a curated record
GUUUUUGACACUUGAAUCUGACAUUAAAAGUUGCUCGUCAUUCGUAAGGCAUAGAAAAUCUGAACGAAACUCAAGUGAAAAUUAUUUCAAUUGGAUAACUAUUUGUACAGUUUUCAACGUAAAGAAAAAAAUGUUUGGUCGUCAGAGUGGUAUUGGUGGUGGUAACACCAGCAGCAGCUCCAAUUUGGUGGAGUUUCGGGCAGGUCGGAUGAAUAUGAUAGGCAAAAUGGUGCAUCCAGAUGCUCGCAAAGGCCUAGUGUAUUUAACACAGAGUGAAGAUGGUCUUAUGCACUUUUGCUGGAAAGAUCGCACCACUGGCAAGGUGGAGGACGAUUUAAUUGUUUUUCCUGACGAUUUUGAAUUCAAACGUGUUGAACAAUGCAAAACGGGACGAGUAUAUGUGUUGAAAUUUAAGUCGUCUUCACGUAGAAUGUUUUUCUGGAUGCAAGAACCAAAAAUCGAAAAAGAUGAUGAGUUAUGUCGCCGGGUAAAUGAAUUGAUGAACAACCCACCUUCACAACAACGUAACAAUAGUGAUAAUGGCGAUCUACAGUACAUGUUGAACAACAUGUCACAACAGCAAUUAAUGCAACUCUUCGGCGGAGUUGGUCAAAUGGGCGGAUUAACGUCCUUAUUGGGUUCAAUGAAUCGUUCUGAAAAUAGUUCUCGUACACCUGCACGCAGCGGCAGCAGUAAUACUGCAAGUAAUUUGCUAACACCAGAAUCAAACACGGCACCUAAAACACCAUCCGCACCCAAAGGAAAGGGUAGUAAUAGAAGUUCCGCAGGAGCCACUACCACCAAUGUCAAUACGAACUUAUCAUCUACCGCCAGCCGUACCCUGAGUGUUGAUUUAUCUACUGCUAUACAAGGUUCGGAGGCCAUUAAUCAAAUAAUAUCAGAUCCAGAACGUGCAAAAACUUUAUCAGUACACCUACCUGAAAGCGAAGAUGCCGAUGAAAAUAAAAAACAACAGAUUAAAGACACUAUUGCUUCACCGCAAUUCCAACAAGCGCUUUCUUUGUUCUCAAAUGCCCUUCAAUCGGCACAGCUCGGCCCUGUAGUCUCACAAUUUGAACUAACACCGGAAGCUGUUGCAGCUGCAUAUGCCGGAAAUUUGGAGGAUUUCGUUAAGGCUUUAGAAAAGUCACUACCAGCUGGCGCUACCAUGGAUACUACCAAUGCCAAAGAAUCCGAUAAAGACAAGGAGCCAUUAAAGAAGAAUGAAAGCGAAGAAAAUAAAACCGAUAAAAAAUAAUAGUUACACCUAAACAUGUGUCCGAUCAUAUAAUCAUUAAAAAUAUAAAUAUAUGAUUUUACAUUAAAAAUAUAUACGCAAUUAUUUA